UUCCAUCUUAAUUUCCAGGAUGACAUUUUUACUAUCUUUUCAGGGACGAUAACGCUACCACUUCCGGUUUUAUGUCAAACGUGAAUUUGACAGACAAAGACGAGACAAUGUUAUAGCGAAUCCGCCUGUUCUCAUGCGUCGCGGGAACCAAGUCUUGCUCUAUGCAGUUUUAGGACAGAGAAUGUGUCACACAUGACGUCGGGCACAUUGUGGCAAAUUUUUCUUUAAAAAUGGCAGCACGUUACUGUGCAGUUUGAUGUGACUCACAUCUCACAUUUUAUUUUUUAACCCGGCGUUGAACCGGCAUCACUUGGGUUUUCAACGAUUUUCCAGCGUGUUGUGCAGUGAUUGUACCUUGCAACAAAUGUGUUGCGGAUUUUAUUUUACUUGAUAUUACAUAUAUGUGUGACCGACGUGUAAAAUGAUGCGAAAAUUAGCAGCAACAGAUUUUACAAGUACUACAGGCUACUUCGAUGACAGUUACUACAAUGACAGCCCCAGGGAACUACAAUCAGGGCCAUCUCUGGUUCUCAUUGUGGGCCUCACCAUGGCGUUUGUGGGAGCAGCCAUCUUGAUAGUGGUCAUCUGCUGCGUGUGCAGGAAGCGACAGCCUCCAGAUUCCCAGGGGGCCAUGUACGAGCGGGCAGCGACGUCGGACGGCCAGAGCGUGGUCACCUCCUACCCCCUCGGUCCAGUGACAACAGGUAGUGCUCCGUCCACCCAGUCUGGCAUGACAGUGUCCAAGACAACGUCAACCGCUGCGUCUCAAAUGUCCAGUGGAGGCCCCCCCAUGCCACACCCCCAGCAGCCGGGCCAGAUGUACGGAGGCCACCCAGGCCAUCCCGGACACCAGCCUUACCCUGGGUACCCUAACGCAGCCAACAUGGGGCCCCCUUACAUGUACCAAGUCCCCCAGCCUAGCUUCCAGCCUAUGACAACUCUGGCAGUAUUUGGAGCACCGGACGGGGCACCCCCGGAGAACUCCCAGGCCAACACCUCAGGGGGGGCACCCAUGCCAUACUCUCUCUACUCCCCCGGGCCGGGCGAGAUGAAGCAGCCUUUACCACAAGGGGUGCCACAUCAUUUACAACAAGAGUUUCAGCGGCAAGUUAAUAUGGCUGCCCAGCAAUACAACACGAACCAACAGCAAUCUUCUGAGUUUCCACGGCAACAGGCCACUGCCCCACCCCCACCUGCUCCAAUGUAGAUAUGUUUUAGGCAGCUUUAAUGUAUUUGAACCUUGUUUGAUGACUUCAAUUCGUGUAUAUAGACUUUGUAUACAACAGGGGGUGUCACACACCGUAUUGACACGUGAGUUUAUUGGCCAUAUUGCUUUAUGUGGUUCAUAUGGCGUAUUGCCAUGUGAGGUUUAUGUUUGAUAUUGAUGUAUUGGAUUGAUAUGCCAUAUUGCUCUAUGACUUUGUAGCUAACCUGGACUGAAAUUCCAAGUGAGUUUAUUUCCACGUCUGUGUAUAGUUGCCAGGCAUGCUCAACAUCUCCUUAGUGUUGAUAAUUUUUAAUGGUUAUUUUUUACAUUAGAUACUCCAGGACCAAACAUGGAGUAAAUCUACAAGAGUGUUUGUACAUACAGAAGUUAUCUGUAAUUUUUGGUAAACAGUCGGCUGUGAAACAGAAAUGGCGUUAUUUUGGAAUGCUGAAGUAACUGUGGUAUUAUAUGGACCGGUGAGCUAAAAAGUCAUGGCGCUGUUUUAUAUGCUGUAUUGCCACUUUAGGUUUUUGUGACAAUGACGUGAAGUUUAUAUGUCACAUUAACAAAAGGAUUCUAAUACCACCCUUCCUUACAUAUCCAUAUGGCCAUGUGACCAGGUUGUGUCAUGUGACAGGUCAUGUGACUACAAUGAUCAUGUGACAUUAUCAUGUGAUUGCCAAUAGAUUUGAUCAUGGUGCUUUUUCAUAUACCCAUUUGGAGUCACAAGACAAUAUUUUUAUGGUGCAUGCAAGACUUGUCUCAAACUAUAUACACCACCCUGUAGCUUUACAGUGUUAAUAGCUAAUACAUCAUCAUGAUAAGCAUAAGUGAAAGGACCUACUUGAAGUAGUCAUCUUACAAGUGUAGCAAUAUCAUUUAAAUCAGACCUUAGUUCUCGCAACGCUAAACAAAGAUCUGAGGACAUCCCAUUAUGGGUCACGUCAGACCGACCUUCGCGAACUUUGACUGACCAAUGGAAUGACCAAUCAGAAGGCAGCUUUCUCAUGCUUUACGGCACUAAUUUGAAAUUGGCGACUGCGCUUUGCAACAUAUUCUCGAUUACAAAUUUGAAACCUAAACAAAAGAACAUUCUGGAAUGGCUAAUAGAUGGUCUAGAUUGUAUGGAUUCAGAACUAUCUUUCGGAAUACUCCAUGUUUCAGUUUUCGAGGUUGUAUGAUUAGAAAUCACAUUCCGACUGUCACUUUUAUGAUCUGGGAAGCGACGCUCUGAUAGGCCGGAUGAAAGGUCUUCUGACGUGACCCCUAAUGGAAUGUCUUCAGAUCUUUGUUUAGCGGUAGCAAGAACUAAGAUCUGAUUUUAAUGAGAUUGACAAGUGUAGAAAUAGAGAAAUAAUGUAGAAAAACUAAAAGGCAGUAUAUAGUUGCAAAAUGUUGAAUCCUUGUGUCAUGAAGGCAGUUAGACCAUUGUAUGUCAGGAUUUAUCUGGCCUUUCACUGAUAUUUGGCAGAAACUCUUGGUGAAAGUUAAACUUACUCGGCUAAGUUGUUCCAGAAGUGUGAAUACAGCUUUUCGAAAAGGAAGGGUGCAUUUUGUGAUUUGGCAAUUGAUGUUUAGUAAUUUUGUUGGAUAUCUCACCAAGUGAGUUAGUCAUAGUGUUGUUAUACAUUUACUUUUAGCAAUCCACCCAGGAAGUUUCCUAAUGUACACAUUUUAGUAUACUACAAAGAAAGGGGGAUAGGUGCGCAUCCUGCAUUCAGCCUUAGGCUCUGUUUACGUUACAUUUGUGGUUUUGAAUGACCCAAUAGAUAUGAAUUUCCUAAGUAAAUAUUUCCUGGAAACGACCUUCCUGAUUUUAUUAUUUCAGCUUAUAAAUGCAUAUUGUGCUGUUAACUUUGUCCUUGAUAAUAGUGUGUAAUAUGUUUCCAUUCUAAAAUCAAAAUUACCUGGGCCCCAAUCACUGCCAUAUCUUCGUUUUGAGCCCAAUUUUUACAGCACAAUGCUAAAAUAGCCGUCCAGUCAGAACAUCCUCACAAGCAAGAGAAAUUCUGUGGUAAGGAGAGAUGGGAGCAAUGGAGGUGGUGGCGUCACCUCUGUCACAAGAUAGGGUCGUGAAUCGAUCCAUGAGAAUGGACAUCUAAUACCCUGGAUAAUCGUGGAUGAGGAUAAUCCUGAGAGUGGAAUCCUUAGAUAAACCCCUGAGAACUUUGUGUAAGACCUUGAUACUCCCAUACCAUUUAAACUCUUUGAUAGGCAUUUUGAAGUUGAUUAUGAAUGCAUGACACUUUUUAUGGCUAGCAACUUCUUUUAUUCUUUGUCACGACAUUUCAGAGCUACGUCUUGCCCCUUCAUCGGGUGAAUGAUCUAAUUUACCUGAUGAAGGAGCAAGAAGUAGCUCUGAAACGUAAGAAAGAAUAAAAGAAGUUGAUAUCCAUAAAAAGUAUCCUGGGCCCCGUUCCACAAAUCGAUCUUAGCGCUACGAUCAUCGUAAGCCUAUGUUAAAGUAUGGAGUUACGAUCAUCUUAGCGCUAAUAUCGCUUUGUGGAACGGGGCCAUGUAUCCCAUGCUACUUGUACUGCUGUGUACAGUGUCAAGCCAGUGUAAUGUUACCUAAGUAGUGUUAGCUUUGCAGAAGGAAGUAGUGGGAUUAGUUCAAGCAGUGUAGACAAUAUUCAAGGUUAAACAUUGUUUAUAUCAAUGUUUAAUUUCAUGUACAGAUAUUUUUAACUUUUGUACAAAGGUUUGUGUUAAUGCCGUUUUAGUCUGUGUCGUUGUCGUCUUCCGUUUUUAUCAUCAUAGAUUUGUGUUCUGGAUAUGAAAUACCUCAUGACUCGUAGCAUUACAGCCAAUUAUCAAAAGAAGCCAAAAUGAGUUUGUAUACUUCCACUUGAUUUUCAUGUAUCAUUACUUCCAGGGAAACACCACUGCUGGUUGGGGACAAUGUCGACAAUGAUUCUCGUUUGUUUUGGGGCGGUCGGGUAGCCUAGUGGUUAAAGCGUUCGCUCGUCACGCCAAAGACCCGGGUUCGAUUCCCGACAUGGGUACAAUGUGUGAAGCCCAUUUCUGGUAUCCCCCGCCGUGAUAUUGCUGGAAUAUUGCUAAAAGCGGCGUAAAACCAUACUCACUCACUCACUCUCAUUUGUUUUUGUUUUAAAUUAAAACGAUUUUUCUUCACUCACAAGGACUACUUGAAUCCUGUAUUUCCUGUACUCAAGGUCAUCAUAGUAGUAUUUUGAUGUACGAUCUUGUAAGAAACAAGGUAACAUGAUUUGGUGAUACAUUUUCAGUCCUGUUAUUAACAAGAGCCAAUGCUGUUACACCAUGAGAGUGUGACGAAUAAAAUUUGAUUUGAAUUUAUGUGACAAGCUCAAAUUAUUGUCCAAAUUGUCUUUCCCUAACACAGCAAUAAGGAAGCUUGAACUUUGACCUAGAGAUUUGUGGUUCUCAGUUCUGCCCCAAUGGAGUUACUUCCCUUUGUUUCAUUUUCAUCUUUGUGUCAUAGAUGGUAACCAAAGAUACUCUCUUUGUACAAAUAUUUAACCAAAGAUUUGUGGUGUGACUUGAAGUAUUAGUAUAGAGUAAUUACGUGCCCAUGGUUGGUUCUUAGAGAUUAUUAUAGAUCAAGUGUGAUGGAGUUGGUCAGUAAAUCCCACGUCCUUCAUUAUCCAGGGUCUUCUCUCCAUUCUUUUAGGCCACACCGUUUAAAUUUUGUUUCACAGAUUUAUUCCAGCUUUUUCACACAAGGUCAGUCACAAUAAAAAUAAAAAUAAAUUGAAUUAUUUUUUUCUUUAUAUGAAAGUCAUUCUCCUGAGGAUUUGACUGCAGCUGGCUUCUUGAAUCACGGAUAGUGAUGUAGACAUGGAAUUCAUAUAUAACAUUUCAAGUUGUAUUAGAGGGUCUAUAUUACUAGUGGGAGACUUUAUAAAUGUUUAUAUGUUCAAAUAUGUUUAAUUUAUUUCUUAGACUGGCUGCUUUUCAGUCGGGUCAGGCCUGUGAAACGAAAAUAAAAAAAAUGUGUGGCCUUAUCAGGAUAAACACCCUUGACCCAUUUACUUGGGUUUCGAAGCCUGAUUCGAAUGGCAUUAUGGUAAAAAGAACCAUCAAAUUAAAGUACCCUCAGGCUGAGAGAGAGAAUUUCUGUGUUAAGUUAUUGGUGCCAAAAGGGAUCAGGAUAUACGAUUCGUAUGUCACAAUAGAAGGGAUGUAGAAUACAUUGGAUAAUUGAGGAUGUAAAUCUAUAGGCAAACCAAGCUCAAUUAAUUCAUGUCAAUUAAAAUAUUUGCUAACUACUACUCAAAUUAUUAAACAAGUUUUUUUUCAAUAUUUUGUGAUACAAUUGAAAUAGUAAUUGGUUCUAAUUAUUUUAUGCACAGUUUUUACCUAAGGUACUGUAUUAUGAUUUAUUUUGGUGAGUAGUUUCAUAUGAAUUCAGAAAUACAUUGUAAUUGAAAAUUAAAUAAAUUACAUAGGGAUCAAGAAAAUGUUGUUUAGGGAUCACUUUUCUAAUGUUGAUUAAAAAAAUAAGAGGAAAGUUUGUUAAGUAUGGGGUUGGUUAAGAAAGUUGUCCAACUAUUGUUCUCUGUUACAAUUAUGGGCCAUUUUGUUAUGAUUUGUUAGAAAUACGUACAAGCUUACUAAGCUUUCAGUGUCGCAUGUGUCAUUCAACAGCUGUUUCCAUUGCUUGUUAUACAUCAGGUCAUGUUUUGGAUAUGUGAGCUAACAUUUGUCAUUAAAUGUCUUCCCAUCUUCCGUUAUGAGCAUUGCAAUCUGUUUCAUGACCACCCUGACUGCUGGAAGGUCCAUGCUCUUUAGAUUGUAUGGUUUAUUGACUUUUACUGACUAAUUAGCUUGGAUCUUGUUGAAAUGAAAAUAUGAUUAGAUUUAUGUAGCAAACUAUAUUUCUAUUUUGUUGGCAUAAAAUUUCUUGAGUUGACCGUUUUCUGUUACCUGAGGUUUUCUUCCCUGUGUGAGAGGUUUACCAGAGUCUACGUACAGUGCAUAUGAUGAAUUAUUAUUUAAUGAUUAUUAAUUGCUUACAUUUGAUAUGAUUUUUGUAGUUGUUGGAACAGUCAGCCUGUUAAAGUAAAUAUAAGCUAUUUGUAAUGUAGUUUCUGAUUGCAAUUUUUGGCUUUGAUUGGUUGAAUUCGUAAACCGAAAAAUAUAAGAAGUGUGGCCUAAUGUUUGAUUCCAACAGCUUACUAUACAAUAACAGUACUGGUAUGUAGGCUCAGUUAUUACAAGAGGUGCAACAACAGGUUUCGAAGUUUUUAACAGUGUUUGAAUAUUUUGUUAUACAUUUUGUGUAAUUUGAGAUUGUGAGAACCACAGGUAUGGAUCAGGGCCCCGUUCCACAAAGCGAUCGUAGCGCUAUGCCUGUCGUAAGCCUAUGAUAAAGAAUGGGAGUUACGAUCAUCUUAGCGCUACAAUUGCUUUGUGGAACGGGGCCCUGGGGUUAGUGAAGGUUUACUGAAAUACUAGACCUGGAGAUAUAGAGGAUGAAUUGUGACAAGAUUUCAUUUAUGUGAAUCUUUAUUGAUAUGAAUAUUCAGAACAGUACCUAGCACUUCUUGCUUUAAUAUUCGAUAAUAAUUGAAAUAAGGAAGUCGGUAAGAGUCGACAUCAUUGUAAGAUGUAACAUUGUGUAAGUUGCUAGAACCCUGGAAUGGGUGUGGACCUGAUCUGAUCUGUUUACAUGUCAUGGUUGUGUUGGCCAGUCCAUCAAAUAUAUCCCUCCAUAUUUUGUAGUCUAUUUACAAAUGGUCACAUCUUUGUUUAACAUUCUACAUGCUGUAUUUGUCAUUGUAUAGGAAUCUCUUGUUGUGGAUGUUAAACAUGGUUUUUUAAAAUUCUGAUGUGAAUUUGCUACAUUAUAGCAACUCAUUGCCAUUUUAACAUUCUUAAUGCACUGUAUUAAAAUAUGAUUUGUAUUCUGUCCAAUUUUACAAUUUAGUGUUUUGAAAUGAGAUCAAUUAGUACUACUUACUCAAAGCUAAUACAUACUGUCUAUACAAACCAAUGUUAUACUACUCGAAAGAAGUCAGGACAGGACAGAUUAACUAUAAUAAUAUGAAAGAAUCUGUGGUCCUUAACUUCUUUAGAGUAGUAUAUAACUCUUGGUUUUUAGUCUUUGAUACUGCACUUGGUAUGGAUUUGGAUGCACUGUUGUUAUGUCCAACAUUUGGCCAGGUCUAGAGAAAAUCAGCAAUAGCUUACAAAUUAAGAUAUAUUGCUGCCUAUGACAUAAAAGCCCCCUACUCAUGUAUAGAUACAAUGUUGCCUAUGCUGCUAUGACUGUAGUAUAGAUGAGCUACCUGUGUGAUAACUUGCCUUAAACCACAUGCUAACUACGCUUUGAUGUUGCAUCAGAUCACAGUAGAUAUAUACUUGUGCAAUCCCUAGGCUAGAUCAGGUGUAAAACUCUUGACUAGCAUUUAGAAGAAUUGCCACAAAACACCGCUACAAUUGAAAUGCAGAAGUUAAUCAUCCAUUCUAUCUUGUCAUCAGGACUCUUGUGACUUGGUCAUCCAUAUUGUCAUAUGUAUUUUGCAUCACCUUGACAAUAAUAGUUUUGAUGUCGCACUUUGGAUUCUCAUUAAAUUGAAGAGGACUGUUUAUGAUUGUGUAAGAUAUGACAGAAAACUUUUUAGUGGGUGUGAGGAUCAUGGGUGAUGUCCCUUUGUGUGGAAAUGCUCUGAGGGACACUAGAGGGAGCAAGGGCCAAGUUUGUAGGUAUGGUCGGAUAUUUUAUAUGCUGUAGCACCUGAUUUAGCCUAAUUGUCAAGAACUACAUUAUUUGAGAUUUGUGUGAUGUGACUGCAUUCUAGGUACCCACCAUGUGUGUUGUGUUGAUGGCUCCAUGCUAAGUAACAUGUAGCAUCAAUAUGCAGUCCUACAACUCCCAGAGAGCUUGUGUCUUGUCCUGUUUCUUGUGUGUCUGUGUAUAUACAACCAUUUUCUGUCAACAUGUCCUUGGAAUGUGUUCUGUCUCUCAAAGUCUUUUGAAAAGAACUUACUGGAGCUGAAGGGGUUGUUGUCAUAGAGGGUAUGCUAGAAGUGUACCCUGGCUAGAUCCAUGUACAGAAAUGUGUCUCAAAUGGCCUUCACUGAAGCCACUUGAUAAGUUCAUUCAAAGGUGCCUGAAUCCAUCUGCUGUGUAGAGACCGCCUCUGUGGUCUAGUGGUAGAAAGUCCGCCCGGAGAGCGGAAGGUCCAGGGCUCGAUCCCCAGCCGCGUCACACCAAAAGACGUUAAAAGAUGGUACUUGUUGUUACCCUGUCUGG
This is a messenger RNA of Haliotis rufescens (red abalone), 8447 nucleotides long. Its product is annotated as trithorax group protein osa-like. Bases 422 to 1207 code for a protein of 261 amino acids. The transcript is spliced from 3 exons. The record is from RefSeq and is a predicted model, not a curated record. Lineage: Eukaryota; Metazoa; Mollusca; Gastropoda; Lepetellida; Haliotidae.